GAAAAUGUCUCACUACCAUUUCAUCAAAUGCUGUUGCUUCCAGCUAUGUAAUGUCUUUCGUCAGAACAUGGAGAUAGACCAGUGUCUGCUGGAGUCUCUCCCCAUUGGCCAGCGCCAGCGGCUGGUCCGGAGGAUGCGCUGUGACCAAAUAAGGGCGUACUACGAGAGGGAAAAAGGCCUUCAGAGACAACAAGGUGGCCUCAAGGUUCGAGCCCCGGCCACCCAGCGCAAGAAACACCAUGUCCGCUUCGGCCUCCCCGAUGUCAUACAGGAUGCCAUAAUUCGCCAUGACUACAAAGAAGUGUUGCGUCUCCUGAAGGAGGGAGCGGACCCCAACACUCCCAUUUCUUCCGGCGGAUCUUUGCUACACCUGUGUGCUCGCCAUGACAACGUGUUUGCGGCAGAAGUUCUGAUUGAGCGAGGCCUGAACGUGAACCUGCAGGACGAAGACCUGUGGACCGCCCUGCACGUGGCGUGUGUGUGCGACCAUGCAGACGUGGUGCUGCUCCUGCUGCUGUCCGGGGUGAAUGUGCUGCUGCAGGAUGUCAACGGAAACAUUCCUCUUGACUACGCAUCCGAGGGAACUGAGACCAGCUACAUCCUCCGAAAACACCUGGAGGAAAAUGGUGUGGAUGUGUCAUCCAUGCAUGCAAUGAAGAUGCAGAGACCAAGCACAAUGCUGUCUGAUGUGAGACAGCUUGUAGCCAAGGGGGAAAGCAUCAACCAGCCCAAUGAUGACGGGGUCACUCUGAUCCACAUAGCGACCGCCAGUGGUUAUAGAGAAGUGGUUUCUGUGUUGUUGGAGAGCGGGGCGGACCCUCAUCCUGCUGACAACAACUUCUGGACCCCUCUUCACCUGGCUGCUAAAUAUGGAAAGACAAGCAUCGUUAGCCAGCUCCUGAGGCACAGAGCAAACCCGACUCUGUUGAACUGCAACCAAGACAAGCCCUCAGAUAUUUCCGCGUCAGAGCCCAUAGCUGACAUGCUGCUGAAUGCAGAGGAGAGCUGGCUGCAGAGACUAAAGGACCCCUCCGCCCCCCUACCCUCCACUGACCAACGCUAUGAUGGCGGUUCACACGACCUCAACACUCCUGUCAAGAACUUGAACCCCCUGGGUCUCUCUAUCUCUAAGCGGGACAGUCUGCUGGAGAAGUGUGCCAUGUUCAGAGAGGCAGGUGGAGCACUGAGCCGACAGCCCUCACAGGACAAUGGCCUAGAUGGCCCCUUUAGCUCCGGUGCCAGCAAACUGGAGCAGGUGAAGCUGAUGCCUCCAGCUCCCAAUGACGACCUGGCCUCCCUCAGUGAGCUGACCGACAGCAGUCUGCUCUACGAGAUGCAGAAGCGCUUUGGCAACGACCAAAUCUACACUUACAUUGGACACAUCCUUCUGCUGGUCAACCCAAACAAAGAGCUGCCCAUCUACUCCACCUUGGUGAGUCAGUUGUACCUGAGCUCCACGGGUCGUCUGUGCUCCUCUCUGCCGCCUCACAUCUUCUCCUCAGCAGAAAGAGCGUACCACAUGAUGCUGCAGGAGAGACGCCCACAAUGUUUCAUCUUGAGUGGUGAAAGUGGUUCUGGGAAAACGGAGGCCUUUAAGCACAUAGUGAGACAUCUGACAGCCCGCUCCAGCCCCAAAGGCUUUGCACUGGAGCCCAGAAUGAAACACGUAAACUGUAUUCUGGAGGCCUUCGGUCAUGCAAAGACUCUGAAGAACAACAACUCGAGCCGUUUUAUCAAACUGUUGACCAUCCAAUACUGUGACAAAAGGAAGACACUGCUCAGAGCCCGUGUGUACGCCCACAUGCUGGAGAAGUCUCGUCUGGUCCACCUGCCUCCUCAACAACACAGCUUCAACAUCUUCCAUCUGAUGGCUGAGGGCCAGUCGCCUGAGGAGAACAGCGCACUUUACCUCAACAAUGUCCUGGCUCAUAGGUAUCUUAGUGGAAGACUUCCCGGGGAGAACCCUCCAGUAGCUGAAGCCUCCACCGAGAGCAGGGAGCGCCUCACAGCCGUCAAACACGCCCUGCGAGCCCUGGGCUUCAACAAGCAGGAGGUUGACUCAGUGUUUACUCUGCUAUCUGCUGUGCUCCAUAUUGGGGACAUACGGUUUACUGCAUUGACAGAUGCCGAUACAGCCUUCCCUUCGGACCUGCAGCUGCUGGAGAGAGUUGCUGGAUUGUUGCAGGUGUGCUCCGGGGACUUAAGCAAUGCCCUCAUCUCUGACGUUCAGUACUUUAAAGGUGACAUGAUCACCCGACGCCACACGGUGGAGAUGUCAGAACAGUACAGAGACCAGCUUGCGAAAGCCAUCUAUGGUCGCCUCUUCAGUUAUCUGGUCAACAGCACCAACGAGUACCUACAGGGACAGGACGACAGCAUUGGUGAUCCUGCCCUCGAAAUCGGGAUCUUGGACAUCUUUGGGUUUGAAGAAUUUCAAAGGAAUGGAUUUGAGCAGCUGUGCGUGAACAUGACCAACGAGCGGCUGAGGCAGUAUGUCUCUGAGGUGCUAUUCCAGCAGGAGCAGGCUGAUUGUCUGCAGGAGGGCAUCGCCAUGGAGACCCCCCGCUACUCCAGCAACCAGUCAGCCGUCCUGGACUUCUUUCUUCAGAAGCCUCAGGGGUUGCUGUGCGUGUUGGAUGAGGAGAGCCAGAGCCUGGGGCCGGCGGAGCAGAGUCUGUACAAGAGGCUGUCAGCGCAGCUGGACUCAUGUCCCACUCACGGUCUGUCUCUAACGACCAAGGAUGGCAACGGAAACCCACCACCCAAAGAUCAGGGGCCAGCCUUCACUGUCAGCCACUACGCCGGACAGAUUUCAUAUGAUCUCACAGGAUCACUCACAAGAAACAAAGACUCCCUUCCUCAGAAUCUCCUGUUUACGAUGAAGUCCAGUGAGAGUGUGUUACUGCAGCAGCUCUUCCAGUCCAAGCUGACUCAGACUGGUUCCCUGGUGCCAGCAGCGCAGGGCCGUGCCGGGCUGAGGGGGCCUAAAGCCACCCUGUUGCUCCACAGGAUGCCACCAUCCUCCCUUGUCACUGUCAACAGUGUCCCCCAACAGCCCCGGAGGUACCAUGACCUUUCCAAGAUCUUGAAGAAGAAAGGAUCGAGUUCCUUCCUCCAACGGCUGGAGCGCUGUGGGCCCAUCACAGUGGCUGUCCAGCUGAGGAACACACUGUCAGAAGUGAUGAGUAAGCUGCAGGCUUGCACUCCUCACUUUGUGGAGUGUGUGCGCCCCAACACAAGCGGUCAGCCCGAAAGUUUUGACAGCUCCCAUGUGUCCACCCAGCUGCAGUACAUCGGGGUGCUUGAGAUGGUGCGCAUGAUCCGUUAUGGAUACCCUGUCCGCCUCUCCUUCCCAGGAUUCCUCAGCAGAUAUAAAGAUCUUGUGGUCCCGACUUUGGGAGACAAGAAGAAAUUGUCCCCUGAAGAGAGAUGUCGCUCCGUUCUGCAACAGUCCAAACUCCAGGGAUGGCAGAUGGGCAGCAGCAAAGUGUUUCUGAGGUACUGGCAGGCCGACCAGCUGAACGACCGCUGCUACCAGCUUCAUAAAAAGAUCAUCACCUGUCAGAAAGUGGUGCGUGGCUGGCUGGCCAGACAGAGCGUUCAUCGCAGGCUGUCCUCACAGCAGAAAGAGGAGGGCGGUGUGCAGCGCUUCCUGCAGGGGGCAGAAGACAUAGGGAUGCGAACCUAUGACCACUUGGUCAUCCAAAAUGCUUCCGACAUCUCAAGAGAGAGCGACCGCCUGCGCUGCCAUGGCAACAGCCUUAUCAACAUCCUUGGCAACAGCCCACCACUUGGUGAGAGGCCUGAGCCAGUGGGCAAGGAGGAGGAUCAGCCCAUGAAGAGGGUUGUGGAGAAAAGUGGGAAAGUCUACGAUGGUCCUGUCAAUGGGGGCGGUCGAGUUAUUCGCCACUUUCGGUCUAGCUCAGUACCCAUCCCUCUCGCCAUGGAGAACAUGUUCCCUUCCACAGCGAGUCCACCCAUCAAACCAGCCCUGCAGCAGGUGGCUCAUACCAACGAGGAUGGGGCAGGCAGGGGGGGUCUCUCCUCCCCUCGCAAGCAACCUCCGCCCAAACCAAAGAGGGACCCCAACACCCGCCUGAGUGCAUCUUAUGAAGCAGUUAGUGCAGGGUUGACGAUGUCAGCCAAAGAGAGUCCCACUCCUGAGGGAUAUGGUUCCCCAGCUGGAAGCCCUCCUAAAUCCCAGCUGUCCCCCACAGACCCAUCAGCCUUGUCCAAGCCCCGUCCCCACAGUGAUGACUACACAACCAUGAGGAAGGUGCCACCCCCGAAACCUAAACGCAGUCCCAACACCAAGCUGUCAGGCUCAUAUGAGGAUAUCAACGCUGCAUCUCCACACAUCCACCAGUUCCGUCCUGCUGAGGUGAAGCUGGCCUUGCUGUCCCGGGCUGGCGGUUUCUGUGGGUUUGGUGGUUUAUUGCAGAAAGCAGCAUCUGUAGAUGUCCCACAAGGGCUUGGACUGAGCCUGUACCGUGGCCAGGGCGAAGAGGACGUGUACAUAGAGAUGUUGGGCUCCAAGCAGCGGGCCCGGAGCCUCCAGGAGCCUCCUGACAGCCCGGAGCUGGAUGACUCGGAGGCCGUUUACGAGGAGAUGAAGUAUUUCCCUCAUGAAGAUGGUCCUGCCACCGUGGUAAGCAAGGCGGCCAAACUGGAGGCCCUAGGCUUGAACCUGGUGGGAUUGUGUGCGUCUCCCCCUCAUAGCGGGGAGAUCAAACGGAUGGCGGCAGGGUUGACGGCUGCCAUGGACCUCACUCACUCACAGAGCACUGCCAACAGCGGCAAAGACGGCAGCUGCGACAUCCCCUGCCCCCUUCCCCAACUUGCUCCCCCCACCGUCCACCUUCUCCUGGUGUUUCCCCCCUCCCCCGUCACCUGCUCUCCUGCUUCAGAUGAGUCCCCCCUCACCCCUCUAGAGGUGAAGAAGCUGCCCGUGUUUGAGACCAACCUGAACUAUGCUACCGGCCCAGACAGCCCCCUGUCCCCUCAGUACGCCCGCCAGAGGGCCGACUCCUCCCCUAGCCUCACCGUCCUCAUGCCAGAGAAGAAGCCCACCACUCCACUCACCCCUCCACCUCCACCUCCUCCCCCCAACGCCCUGCCUCCCCCUUACAGACCACCGUCACACUUCCCCUUCCCCCCACCUGAGACCAACUUCCAAGGUAUUACCAGAUGUGUCACAGGAAGCUCAGACCCUCCCAAAACCUCAUGCGCUCAAAGGGCAAUUGGGGAACCCCUGGGGAAGCCCCCUCCCUAUUCCCCAGUGAAGAUGACCCGACCUGAGCCUCGGAGGGCACACUCGUGCUCCUCCUCGCCCCUGCUGUUCAACCCAGCCAAUGGCAGACCCCUGACCAGCCCCCUGGAUGAGCUCAACACUCUGUUCAGCUCGGGACGCAGCCUGCUGAGGAAGCCCAGCUCCGGCCGAAAGACCAGAGAUGGAGGAUUCAAUUCUAAUAUCAACCUGCCGUCUGUGCAGCUACAGGACAAGAACGCCAACAACCACACACAUCCUCACUCCCAAAGCUCCGCCCCCGUGGAGAACGGCAACCAGAUUUCCAACGGGUCGCUGGAAGAUGAGAGUCACAGCAAGUCAAACUCCUCAAGCUCCACUCUACACAGACACAUGGACAGCCAUCAUACUCAGGUGUUCCAGCGGUUACGUCUGUCCAACGGGGAUGAGAGUGCCACCCUUGGGGAUCUUCUGCGAUGGCGACGAGUUCAGUGUGAGGGGCGGGGUGACUGGAAGCACCGCCCACCUCAGACCCCCCCCCAGCCCCACACGCUGCUCUGGACCAACAGGAAGGCCUCUCCAUGACAGAGGUUAUAUGCAGAUGCAGCUCCUUUUUCUUUUUCACUCCAGUCAGAAUCACAUUUUUUUUUCUUUGGACCAAGUUACCUCCAUGCCCAUGAGUUAUGUUAGAGCGUCAAGUCCCUGGGCUGAAGGUCCCGCCUCUGCGCCUUUGACCUCGACUGUGGAGGAUCCCAUAACCUAAAUGAUACAAACUCGGCACUCUGUAACACUUCUAUGAAAAGAUACAGUGGGACACAGACACAGUAAAAGUCUAUAGAGAUCGAGAUUUUAUUAUUAGAAGGAGACAUAUUAUGAAUUAUUUUCAGUUCUUCUAAGACAAAAUGUAUGACGUCCAUAAAAGGGUGGUUGAAUUAAAGAACAGAGUAGUAAUGUUUUCAUAGUCUAUUAAAUGGCCCUUUUAGUCUGUCUGUAUGCUAGCCUGUGUUGUUCUGCUGCACCCAAAGGAGCUCCACCCCAGAACAUGGUGCUGUAAUACGUGACUUGCUGUCCUGUGAUGUUCCCAUGAAUGCUUGUGCGUGCGCCCCCGAGGCUCUGACCUCUCUGAAGUUUACAAGUCAAACAUGGCCUUCGUACGGGAUCAGACAUGGGACCUUUUCAGGUACAGCUCUCACCUCGCCUCUCACAUUCGGGCACCAAGUGCUACUGCAGCCCUGGCAAUGAGAGACCAGGGGUCAGGGUAACCUCAGUAAUAUCCCAAGGUGCACUUCUCUUCCUCAUUGUUACCACCAGCCUUUGGGGAACAAAAACCUCUGGCCUAAAUAGAAACUACUGCACUUACCUUUACGAGGAAAAGGGGAUCCAACAAAAGAAAGGACUGUGGUUUAAGGUAUAAAGGUAAAGCUAAGUAACAUAGCUUUAGCUGACAGGUAUAUAGUUCAUGUUGUGAACAUGAAACUCUGUGCCAAAGUGAUACAACUUGCAAAAUAGACGUCUAAAAUAAUAGAGUUAUUUAAAAAAUACUCAUAUGUACAGACUGACAUGAAUGACCAAAUCAUAACUGUGCUUCAGUGUUGAUUCAAUGGACCGUUUCUCAAUAGAUCAGAUGAACAUGGAGAAAAGAAGAGAAAAAAACAAACAGUCUACACUUGAAAAGUAGCAACUAAACUCUCAUUGUGUCUCAUCAACACCUGAACAGUUUUGUGUGUUGGGUGUUGUUCAGGAGACUGUGCAGAGCUCAGGAACUCACGCACAGAUGAACUCAAUUAUUGUACAGACCUUCAUCUCCUCCUCCUCGACCCCACCAAACCCACCUCUUUCCCACCCCCCCUUUCUAAUGGAUCAAACCGGCUCUACGGGUGUUUCCAUGAUGACCGCUUUGUAAAUAGUGACCAGUGUUGUAUGUUCAACCUUUUACUGUAUGAUAGGAAAGCACCGGGAUUGAAUUGAAAGAGGAAGAGAUGAGAUAAUGCUGUCUAUGAUGGUGAAACUGAGAUUUAAGAAUGUCUUGGGUUAGAUGCAAUGACUGAGGUAAAGAGAAGAGGUUUAUUUUAAAAUGUGAAUAUCUUUUUUUCAGAAUGAUUGUCUAUGGCUAUUAAAUUCUUUAUACUCUAUUUAAUAUUUCCCCUCCCUCUUGGCCCCUUUGUUCUGUUCCAAUGAUGCAAGGCAAAUGUUUUCAUUGUAUUUGGAUGUUUUAUUGCACAAUAUUUAUGUGGUGUGGUGUUGACUUCGGUAAUGGGCUGGGCGUGUCUCAACAAGCUUUUUGAUCUUUGAAGAUCGGUCGGGAUUGUUGGAGCCGCAAAGUAUCAAUAGCUCUAAUUGAUUUCUCAUUCCCACUGAUCACCCACAAUGUGUCUGAUUGAUUCGGACUUACGAAUUAGCAGCGCUAUCACAGGAUCGAUCUCAGCUGCUGUCAGGGCCCAAAUAUUCGAGAGGGAUUAGAGGAUAUCACGGAUACUCACAACAGAGAUGGCUGAGCUGCAUUUUUGACUGACUGGCUGAAUGUAUAAUAGCAACGUUUUCUUCCACUGCCUGAAACCCUGUGUAUAUUAUUACUGGAACAUGCGCCUGUAUCUAAACAGUGUACCUGACUGCUUAAUGUGAUUUAUUGUCUUCAGAAGUUGUGUGUGUGCAGGCCAUUUUUUUAAAAAAGCAAGUUAAUAAUGAUGCAGAAUUUCUGAUACGGUAUUGAUUUGCUCCGUGUGCUGAGAUUGGGGUUGCAUGAGUAGCACUGCAAUGCAGAACUAUGUCAAACAUUUUCAUCACGGUUCAGCCAAGAUCAAGCUACUCAACCUUGCCAAUGAAAGAAAACAUAGAGCCUCUGAAUUAGUCCUUUAUCAUGAUCAGGGUUCUGGUUAGUCGUUUGCAUUAUGGUUUUGUGUGAUUCCAUGUUCACUGAAAUCAUGAAAUGAGGAGAUUAAUUGUUUUUGUAUUGUCUUUUAAAGCAUAUCAAGCUUUUACCUUGCAUGACCACAUGUUGGGCCCGGCCCUUUAUAACGUCCUCAUGCUGAAAAGAUAAAUAUGGCUUUAUAAUGUGAAGAACAGCUUCCCACUGCACUGUGAAUCAUUGCACUGUCCCCUGUCUGUCAUAUAAACACUCAUCAUCCAUUUACAUCCACCUUUAACUGGACUGCUCCGUCAUUUACAAUCCCUGAUGAUCAGUCUGUCGUAAGCAGAACUCUGGCAGCCAGUCAUUGUUGUUGGUCAGGAAUCUAUCAAUCCUCUGCUCUGAGAUCAGCUCUCUGGUGCUACAGCCAGUGCAGAGCGGCCAUUUUACCGUCCCCAGUCCAUGUAUAGUUGUCCGGAGAGACACAAUAUUUUAGCAGGGGUAUCUCACUGCCUUUCAUAGUGUUGUUGCUUUUUUUUUAUUGUUGUCGUCUUUCUUUUU
Trematomus bernacchii (emerald rockcod) is the source of this 8651-nucleotide messenger RNA. It is a transcript of the gene myo16, whose product is annotated as myosin XVI. Gene Ontology annotation, biological process: negative regulation of G1/S transition of mitotic cell cycle; neuron projection morphogenesis; phosphatidylinositol 3-kinase/protein kinase B signal transduction. Gene Ontology annotation, cellular component: myosin complex; nucleoplasm; perinuclear region of cytoplasm. Lineage: Eukaryota; Metazoa; Chordata; Actinopteri; Perciformes; Nototheniidae. Gene Ontology annotation, molecular function: protein phosphatase binding; ATP binding; cytoskeletal motor activity. The record is from RefSeq and is a predicted model, not a curated record.